Messenger RNA from Varroa destructor (honeybee mite), 706 nucleotides. RefSeq lists its product as uncharacterized. The record is from RefSeq and is a predicted model, not a curated record. Lineage: Eukaryota; Metazoa; Arthropoda; Arachnida; Mesostigmata; Varroidae.
CGCUGGGACCAAUCGAUGCGAAUCAACAUUUAGCCUUGUGGUAGUAGUUGUAGUUACCAUCACCAUAGCACCGGAUCAUACCACUAUCGUCGUAUCCAGAAUAUUACCAUCCGACAGCCAUCGAAAACUACCAACUUCCACGACGGCCGCCAGUAUGAUUCGCAACGGGAUAUCAACAUUAUCUUUCAAUUUACCCUUGUGGACUGCCUUAUUUGUAGUCGCUCAUCUACCGUCGUCAUCUCCGCUAUGUACCCACCCAGUUUCUUCGUGCAUGCCACAUUGGAAUUGCCUGCGACGAGAUUCGUCUGGCUGUCCCUAUUGUGCACCUGAAUGCAGGCUCGAUAAAGCGGGUUGUCCAUUGCCAGUAGCAUGCCUUCGAAUGUUAGGCUGUACAGAGGAGGUGAACGGGUGCGUGGUCUGCACGGAAGCGUGCACAGUACGAUCCCAAGGUCGGCGAUAUGAAAGAAAAUUUGACGACUUUGUAAUGCCACCUGACCAAGAUAAUCGUCCAGGGAAGCAAGACAGCCACCAAAAACAAAAACGUCCAUCGUCGUUUUUAGUUCUAUCUCCAAAAGCUGAUGCUUCAUUUGGCCGAAUAGGCGUCGCCAGCCAAUGGAAAAACCAUAUGGCUGCUACCAGCAAGCCCGUUGCCUUACCAAGCGCUAACGACAGUAUAAACGAUGUAUAAAAGUGUAAUAAAUCUACC